Rhagoletis zephyria (snowberry fruit fly) is the source of this 1645-nucleotide messenger RNA. Its product is annotated as T-box transcription factor TBX3-like. Gene Ontology annotation, molecular function: RNA polymerase II cis-regulatory region sequence-specific DNA binding; DNA-binding transcription factor activity, RNA polymerase II-specific. Gene Ontology annotation, cellular component: nucleus; chromatin. Lineage: Eukaryota; Metazoa; Arthropoda; Insecta; Diptera; Tephritidae. Gene Ontology annotation, biological process: positive regulation of DNA-templated transcription; regulation of transcription by RNA polymerase II; cell fate specification. The record is from RefSeq and is a predicted model, not a curated record.
AAUGUUUCCAUCAAUGCGUCUUUCGCUUUCCGGCCUGGAGGAUGACUCUAACUACUGUGUUUUGUUGGAGAUGGUUCCGAUCGGCGAUUGUCGCUACAAGUUUUCUGGAUCUCAAUGGAUGCCUGCUGGCGGCGCGGAGCCUCAGAGUCCUCAACGGAUGUAUUUGCACCCAGAUAGUCCUGCAUCUGGGGCUCACUGGCAAGCGCAACCUAUUCUAUUUAACAAAGUGAAACUUACCAACAACACCCUGGACAGUAACGGUCAUAUUGUUUUGGCCAGCAUGCACAAGUAUCAACCACGCAUACAUGUGAUACGAACUGCAGACUUAACUCAAAUACCUUGGGCGCCACAACAGGCAUUUAUAUUUCCGGAAACCGAGUUUGUAGCAGUUACGGCAUAUCAGAAUGAUCGCAUCACCAAAUUGAAGAUCGACAACAACCCGUUCGCGAAAGGGUUCCGCGAAACAGGCCAAUCGCGAAGUAAACGCAAAAUGUCUUCAUCGCCUUCCGAUGAGGACUCAGAACAACAACAUCAACCGCAAUGCCAUCAACAACCUGGGCGCCACCACGGAGCAAGACAACUACAAUCGCAGUCACAAAGUCAUUCCCACAGUCAGCGUAGUGUUGUUCUGUCGCCGACAAUGUCAACAACGUUGGCAGUGACCAGCGAGUCGGGAUCAUCAAUUUGUUCCGAUAAGGCGGCGCAUCCCAACAGCGACCACAUCGCCUAUGUAGACGUUGACAUUGUGGCGAAUGCCGAUACAGAUGACGAUGGACCGCAAAUUAAGCGCCUGAGAUCAAAUGAGUCCGCCGGGUCGAUAGCAUCGACACCGCUGGAGGAGAUGAUCGUUAAUGCGCAUGCGGGCAGCGAACGCGCGUCUCAUUUGUUUGUGGCUGAAGAAACGAGUUUGCAACCGUCCUUAUUUGAAUGGUCGUCGCAGCUACCACAGCCGACGACUGCUGGUGGUGGUGUUGUCUUCGCCAACGGUGGCCACACGUCAUUCAUGCAACAUUUACAGCAAAACAUGCAAUCAAUGCUGCGACCAACGCUUGUCGACUUGGCUUGUACCUAUUUCGGCCGAUCGCAGCCCAUUUAUGCACAAUACGGGCACCCAGCAAACGCUGCCGCCGAAGAUCAAACAAUGCCCGCUGCAAUGCCAUCAGCUCCUGAGCAAUUUUCAUCAUGUCCCCCGCUUGUCGAUUCAUCGACCACUGUAUAUGCUGCCGAAAUUCCCCCUCAUUCGCUUGGCGUCGAAACUGAGGAGCCGCCGCCGCCGCGAGCCAUUGAUAGCGAAGAGGGGAAAUCAAAUUCUGCAGUGGAAGCUAAUGUGACACAGAUGUUCCAACUGGAGAGCAUAAUAAGCCAUUCGCCACCCAAACGGAAAGGAUUUAGCAUUUCGGCGAUUUUAGGAGGUGGCAGCUAGCGCAACCAGCCAACGUUCUCGAACGUUAUCAGUUCUUCGACGCUAAAUAUUUAAAAUACUUCUUGCAUACUUCUAUAUGAAUCUAUUAGCUUUGUAUUUAUGUAGAGUUAGUCUUAGCUUAUACACCUAAUGUAUAUACAUACAUAUGUACGAGUGUGUCUAUGGUGUCUCAUAUCGCCUUAACUUAAACUUAAACAGGGGUAUUCUUCGCGUCUGGCAAAG